This is a messenger RNA of Zeugodacus cucurbitae (melon fly), 697 nucleotides long. RefSeq names its product transcription factor 21 (gene amos). The transcript has a single exon. The coding region runs from base 110 to 670 and encodes 186 amino acids. Gene Ontology annotation, molecular function: protein dimerization activity. NCBI's taxonomy places the organism in Eukaryota, Metazoa, Arthropoda, Insecta, Diptera, Tephritidae. The record is from RefSeq and is a predicted model, not a curated record.
UUCGUUUUACUCCUCAUUGCGCCGAUUGCAAUCGAGUGAAUUGGAGGAAAGUGAUAACUACUCAAAAAUACUUAGUGAUAAUUUCGAAGAGCUUACCGCUUUGUACAGUAUGGAAUUCAGUAGCAGCAACAGUCCAUCAACAUCUUCGACAUCGUUGGAAAGUCAACCGGAAAUUGUUGGUUUUCAAGCCGAUGAGAGUUUUGUGAAUAACUUCGAUUUUGGUUAUACAGUUGAGAACACACGCCAAGUUACUUGCCUCAGCGCCGAUCCUAAACGCUGGUCUUCACUAUCCAGUCCACAGUUUUACACCAAUGAUUCCUGCACAGCUGCAACCGUCGAAAGUUCGAAACAUAUGAAAGCUCAUUAUAAAUCGACGCAUCGAAUUGGUGCCCUAAAGCCUGCGCCGUCCACUCAGCAUCGUUUCAAUACACUUUCCGGCUUUUCAACGCGGUCUACCGAUUGUGGUCCACAGGAUAUUGUAAAGAAACGUCGCCUAGCCGCCAAUGCACGUGAACGCCGACGCAUGAAUAGUUUGAAUGAUGCUUUCGAUAAACUGCGAGAUGUUGUACCAUCGUUGGGAAAUGAUCGUCGACUCUCGAAGUACGAAACACUGCAAAUGGCACAAGCCUAUAUUGGUGAUUUGGUUAAGUUGCUGACGCGCGAUUAUUAAAUUUUUUUGUUGUUUAAGAUAACUUAU